Enterospora canceri is the source of this 633-nucleotide messenger RNA. The record is from the annotation of a GenBank genome assembly. Lineage: Eukaryota; Fungi; Microsporidia; Enterocytozoonidae.
AUGGUUUAUCAUGCAAGCCAUUCUGAUUUGACAUAUCAAGAUUUCAAGAAUUUCAUUUAUACAGAUGAAAGCACAUUUAGAAUUUUUGGGGCCGUGGGCGGCCAGACGUACUACAAGCAUGUUGAUGCAUCUGCACCACAACAUCGAAUCAUUCGCACUCUUAAAUUCGGAGGCGGCGGUUUAAUGGUUUGGGGGUAUAUUUCAGGCACAGGUAAAAUCAAGGUCUAUCCUAUUGAAGGGAACAUGAACACAAUGAAAUAUAUUUCAUUAUUACGAGAUCAUGUUCUUGAUGACCUGAUUGCCUCUGGCAUUGACUUGAAAAAAAUGACCUUUGUGCAAGAUAAUGCAAGUUGUCAUAAGUCAGUAAAAACCAUUAAAUGGUUUAAAGACCAGAAUAUCAAGCUUGGGAUGCAUCCACCACAAUCCCCUGAUCUCAACCCCAUUGAAAACGUGUGGGCAUGGCUCAAAAGAAGAGUUAACCUGAGGCAACACGAAAUACAAAACAAGGCUGAUCUGUGGAGAGUGUUGUCUGAUGAAGUAUCAAGAGUGAAACCUACAGAAAUUCGACGCCAUUUCAUCUCAAUGCCUGGUCGCUUAAAGCGUCUAGAAAAAGCUAAUUUUGAUAUAAUUUGA